AUCAACUUCGGUAAUCGUUGUCUCCCUUGUGUGAAAACUUGAGAAUGGCUGCCACCUUGGUUAAAGCUACUAGAAUUUCAAGCUGUAUUCAAACAGCUCUUCGGGGAACAUUACCCCGCCUUGCAGUGGCAGCAAGCCUACACAACACCGUUUACAUGAAUCACAUCGACAGAUGUCCGUCAGCAUGCAAAGUAUUAAAGCCACAGAUUCCAUCAUUACCAAUCUCUCGAACCUAUGCCCAGAAGGUGCCCUUGUCAAUUGCAACUGUUCGUGAAAGAGUUCUUUUGGUUUUGCGACUAUAUGAUAAAAUUAAUGCUGAAAAGCUUACCGAGACCUCACACUUCAUGAAUGACCUUGGACUGGACAGUCUGGACCAUGUUGAGGUCAUCAUGGCCAUGGAGGAUGAGUUUGGCUUUGAGAUCCCGGAUGUUGACUCAGAACGCUUGAUGACUCCAAAGGACAUAAUUGUUUACAUAUGUGAUAAGGAAGAUGUCUUUGAAUAGAGGUUAUUUCCUCUGAUUGUUGCUUGACGGAAGACACUCGAGCAGAAUAAAGCUGUUUCUAAUGACGAUCAUUAACACAGGAUGGACUUUUUAUCCAGCAAGAAGGAGAUAAAAUAGUUUUAUAAUUAGUGUUCCGUUCUUUGACAACAGAUUAAAAAGUGUAAAUUAUGGGGAGGGGACUAGUAUUCACUAAUUAAUGUGUUUUUGAAUCACGUUAAAGAGAAAAUGAAGGAUAAUUAUGGUUGUUAUCAAAGAUAUUUCCUUUUGCAAAUUUUUCUUGAAAAUAGUUAAAACCCAAAUUAACAGAAUUAAACCGUGUCCUUGAAAUGUUGCAGGUUCAUAAAAGAUUCUUUGAUUAAGAAAACAACUUCAGAAUGUAUGUGUUUGUUGAACAAUUGUGCUUCUAUUAUUUAGAUUUGUUGUUUGAUAUUAAACACAUGUGUUUAACCA
Messenger RNA from Dreissena polymorpha, 953 nucleotides. Its product is annotated as acyl carrier protein, mitochondrial-like. The transcript has 5 exons. NCBI's taxonomy places the organism in Eukaryota, Metazoa, Mollusca, Bivalvia, Myida, Dreissenidae. Gene Ontology annotation, biological process: fatty acid biosynthetic process. Gene Ontology annotation, cellular component: mitochondrion. The record is from RefSeq and is a predicted model, not a curated record. Gene Ontology annotation, molecular function: acyl carrier activity; acyl binding. The coding region runs from base 45 to 503 and encodes 152 amino acids.